GGCAGGCGCGGAACUGGGCAUGCUCGGUGUCGGCGCAGCUCUGGGUCGCAAGUAGGAAGCCCGUGCACGACACCGGCGGAGCCGAGUGGAGCGCUACCGAGGCGGCCUGGGCCGCAGGUCCGGCGUGGGUGCGCGAGCCCCGGGCGGCGGUGAGAGACCGCGUCCCGGGCUGUCACCCGCGCGGCGGGGUCCGAGUCGGAGCGGGAACGGACGGGACGCCCGCCGCGCGGCCCGAGGGCGCCCCCCAGGGCGGAGCUGCGGCCGGGAGGGGGACGGGGCCAUGGGGCUGCUGUCCCAAGGCUCGCCGCUGAGCUGGGAAGAGACCCAGCGCCACGCCGACCACGUGCGGCGGCACGGCAUCCUCCAGUUCCUGCACAUCUACCACGCCGUCAAGGACCGGCACAAGGACGUGCUCAAGUGGGGUGACGAGGUGGAGUACAUGUUGGUGUCCUUUGAUCAUGAAAAUAGAAAAGUCCAGUUGGUCCUGCACGGAGAAGACGUUCUUGAAACUCUGCAGGAGAAGGGGGAAAGAAUAAACCCCAACCACCCGACCCUCUGGAGGCCGGAGUAUGGAAGCUACAUGAUUGAAGGGACGCCUGGCCAACCCUAUGGAGGAACGAUGUCUGAGUUCAACACAGUGGAGGCCAACAUGAGGAAACGCCGGAAGGAGGCUACGUCUGUAUUAGGAGAAAAUCAGGCUCUUUGUACAAUAACUUCUUUUCCCAGACUAGGCUGCCCUGGAUUCACACUGCCGGAGCACAAACCCAACCCAGAAGAAGGAGGCGCAUCUAAGUCUCUCUUCUUUCCAGACGAAGCCAUAAACAAGCACCCCCGCUUUGGUACCCUAACAAGAAACAUCCGGCAUAGGAGAGGAGAAAAGGUCGUCAUCAAUGUGCCAAUCUUCAAGGACAAGAACACACCAUCUCCAUUUGUAGAAACAUUUCCUGAAGAUGAGGAGGCAUCAAAGGCUUCUAAGCCAGACCAUAUUUACAUGGAUGCCAUGGGAUUUGGGAUGGGCAAUUGCUGUCUUCAGGUAACAUUCCAAGCCUGCAGCAUAUCUGAGGCUAGAUACCUUUAUGAUCAGCUGGCCACUAUCUGCCCCAUUGUUAUGGCUUUGAGUGCUGCGUCUCCAUUUUACCGAGGCUAUGUGUCAGAUAUUGAUUGUCGCUGGGGAGUGAUUUCUGCAUCUGUUGAUGACAGAACACGGGAGGAGAGAGGAUUGGAGCCCCUGAAGAACAACCGUUUCAGGAUUAGUAAAUCUCGCUAUGACUCAAUAGAUAGCUACCUGUCUGCAUGUGGUGAGAAGUACAACGACAUCAGCCUGACCACUGACAGAGAGAUCUACCAGCAGCUCCUACAGGAGGGCAUUGAUCAUCUUCUGGCACAGCACGUUGCUCACCUCUUUAUUAGAGACCCACUCACCCUUUUUGAAGAGAAAAUACACCUGGAUGAUGCCAACGAGUCGGACCAUUUUGAGAAUAUUCAGUCCACAAACUGGCAGACAAUGAGGUUUAAGCCUCCUCCUCCAAACUCAGACAUCGGAUGGCGAGUCGAGUUCCGACCCAUGGAGGUGCAGUUAACAGACUUUGAGAACUCUGCCUAUGUGGUGUUUGUGGUUCUGCUCACCAGGGUCAUCCUCUCCUACAAACUGGAUUUCCUCAUUCCACUGUCCAAGGUUGAUGAAAACAUGAAAGUGGCACAGAAGCGAGAUGCUGUCCUUCAGGGGAUGUUUUACUUCAGGAAAGACAUCUGCAAAGGUGGCAACGCUGUGGUAGAUGGGUGUAGCAAGGCCCAGAGCAGCGCUGAGCCGGCUGCCGAGGAGUACACUCUCAUGAGCAUCGACACCAUCAUCAACGGGAAGGAAGGGGUGUUUCCUGGACUCAUCCCCAUUUUGAACUCCUAUCUUGAAAACAUGGAAGUAGAUGUGGACACCAGAUGCAGUAUUCUGAACUACCUAAAGCUAAUUAAGAAGAGAGCAUCUGGAGAACUGAUGACUGUUGCCAGGUGGAUGAGAGAGUUUAUCGCAACCCAUCCUGACUACAAGCAAGACAGUGUGAUAACUGAUGAGAUAAACUAUAGCCUCAUUUUGAAAUGUAACCAAAUUGCAAAUGAAUUAUGUGAAUGUCCAGAGCUACUCGGAUCAGGAUUUAGAAAAGCAAAGUACAGUGGAGGCAAAAGCGACUCUUCGAGCUAGACGUCCAGUAGGAAGGGGGUGUGUCGCUGUUGGUGAGUGACAGAGGCAGCACUGACUCCUGGCGGCUCAGAGGCUGUGAAGACCCAGACCUGCGCCAGUGGCUAGAAGUAACUAGAAGCUUCCUUCAGUAGGUAAAUCUGAGUUUGUAUAUGUGUAUACAAAGUAUUUUUAUGAUUAACAAUGUAUUUUAAUAACAUUGUAUCUAAAGUCAUAGUGGCUUGUACAUUUCUGAAUUCUACUCUGGAGCAACUACUGUCUAAGCAGUUUUGUAAAUGUAAUUGUACAAUAAUACCUGCAUUCCAGAGUUUCAAAUGUUUACUGUAAAUCUUCUUUAAUACUACCUGGGACCUGAUUCACUGAAAUUUACUUAAAAA
Acomys russatus (golden spiny mouse) is the source of this 2568-nucleotide messenger RNA. RefSeq names its product glutamate-cysteine ligase catalytic subunit (gene Gclc). Gene Ontology annotation, molecular function: glutamate-cysteine ligase activity. Gene Ontology annotation, biological process: glutathione biosynthetic process. The transcript is spliced from 16 exons. NCBI's taxonomy places the organism in Eukaryota, Metazoa, Chordata, Mammalia, Rodentia, Muridae. The record is from RefSeq and is a predicted model, not a curated record. Gene Ontology annotation, cellular component: glutamate-cysteine ligase complex. Bases 281 to 2194 code for a protein of 637 amino acids.